Molecule: messenger RNA, 3885 nt
Organism: Bufo bufo (common toad)
Lineage: Eukaryota; Metazoa; Chordata; Amphibia; Anura; Bufonidae
Gene: EPB41L2
Product: erythrocyte membrane protein band 4.1 like 2
Exons: 22
Coding region: 310-3321 (1003 amino acids)
Biological process (GO): cortical actin cytoskeleton organization
Cellular component (GO): cytoskeleton; plasma membrane
Molecular function (GO): structural molecule activity; actin binding
Source: RefSeq, a predicted model, not a curated record
UGCGAGGGAAAGGCGUGGCUUCGGCUGCAAUCAGUAGUAGCGCCCGCUCACUUUGGUGUAGGGGAAUUUGAAUGGUGGCUGUGGUCUUGUGGUGUUGGCCGCGGUCGGCGGACUCGGUACUGACGAGCUGACUGAGGACAUCUGCAGCGCCAUUUCUCCGCUCGCUAGUUUGGCGGAGGCGUUUACGUCACGGUGUGCACGGCGGACAUCUUCACGUCACUGAGAGCAUUGGUGCGGGGCGGCUAUCAUACAGAGAAGACAAGCACAUGCAAUUAUAACAAGCUGGAUUAUUAAGUAAAACCUGAGACCAUGACAAGUGAAGCAGGUACAGAUAUUGAAGUAAACGGUUCUGAAAAGGCUGAGAUACCAAAUGACCAAUCGGGGACUCCAAACGAGCAGGACCAGCAGCCCGCAGAAAUCCAAGAGGUUGCUGACAGCUCUGUCAAUGAUAACCCUGGAGAGGCAGAGCAAGGGAACGUAACAGAAUCCCCAGGUUCCCCAACCAGCCCUGGAGAGAGGAGUCCAGGGGAAACAGAAAAAAGGAGGCACAUGAAAGCAAAGGGUUUUUCCCGAUUCCUGCCGCCAUGGCUCAGGAAGCAAAAAUCUCAAAGCCAAAUGGAGCCUAAAGAGGAGAGUACAGACAACAUGGAUGGUUCGGCUGAGGGAACACAGGAAAGAGAAGAUGAAGUGAAUAAUAUAGAUGAGACAUCAGCAGAAGGUCAGCCAGCAGAAAACCAAGUGGCUGAGGAAGAUAGUCCUGCCAAGAAAGCUGAUGCAGAGUUACAGGUAUCUACAGAGGAGAACAAAGAGCCAGAAACGCAAAAACUCGAUGAAAAAGGGGAUAAACAAGAAGAUGAAAAAGAAAUAAAGGAGAAGCUUCCAUCUGACACUAAGAAGGAGCUCCCCUUUAAAUCCCCGAAAAAAGUAAAGACUGUGCCAUGUAAAGUGAUUAUGUUGGAUAAAACGGAAUACAGCUGUGGAAUAGAGAAACGUGCAAAAGGCCAGUCAUUAUUUGCGAAGGUCUGUGAACAUCUCAACCUACUGGAAACUGACUAUUUUGGACUCCUCUACUAUGACAAUGCUGAGCAGAAGAACUGGCUGGAUCCUACCAAGGAAAUAAAAAGGCAAAUUAGAAGUUCUCCAUGGCAAUUUGUCUUUAAUGUCAAGUUCUAUCCACCAGAUCCCUCUCAGUUGACUGAAGACAUAACAAGAUACCAGCUGUGCCUUCAGCUCCGUCAGGAUAUUGCUUCUGGACGUCUUCCGUGUUCAUUUGUCACACAUGCAUUACUUGGUUCGCUCACGUUGCAGGCUGAGGUCGGAGAUUAUGAUGCCGAUGAGCAUAGCGCCGACUAUAUCAAUGACUUUCAGUUUGCACCCAACCAAACAAAGGAACUGGAAGACAAAGUUGUGGAGCUACACAAAAACCACAGAGGGCUUACACCCGCUCAAGCAGAUAUUACUUUCUUAGAAAAUGCAAAGAAAUUAUCAAUGUAUGGAGUGGAUCUGCAUCAUGCUAAGGACUCUGAAGGUGUGGAUAUAAUGCUUGGUGUUUGUGCAAAUGGACUGCUCAUUUAUAAAGACAGACUUCGAAUUAAUCGUUUUGCCUGGCCCAAGAUUCUGAAAAUUUCCUACAAGCGCAGCAAUUUUUUUAUUAAAGUGAGACCUGGGGAGCUGGAACAGUUUGAGAGCACCAUUGGGUUCAAACUGCCAAACCAUCGUGCUGCUAAGAGAUUGUGGAAAGUUUGUGUGGAGCAUCACACAUUUUACAGGCUCUCAUCUCCUGAACAGCCACCUAAAGCCAGGUUCUUGACUCUGGGAUCUAAGUUUCGGUACAGUGGUCGCACGCAGGCACAGACUCGAGAAGCAAGCACAAGAAUAGACAGACCGGCCCCUUAUUUUGAACGUACAUCUAGCAAACGUGUGUCCAGGAGUCUUGAUGGAGCUCCUAUUGGAAGCCUCACAGAUCAGAGCCUUCUGAAGCAUGUCCCUGUUUCUGGUGGAGUCAGUGCUGUUGAUGGUGUAGUGUCUGGACCAGAAGCUGCGACACGAGAAGCUCAGGAUGGAGUAUCAGUACCCAGUAUUCCAUCAGGGUUACCCAGUGAUACAAAGAGCAAGUCCUUGAGAGUACAAGGAGAAAAUAUUUAUGUGAGGCAUAGCAAUUUAAUGUUGGAGGAUCUGGAUAAAUCACAAGAUGACAUUUUGAAACAUCAGGCUAGCAUUAGUGAGCUCAAGCGCAGUUUCAUGGAGUCUACACCUGAGCCACGUCCCAACGAAUGGGAAAAACGCUGUAUCACUCCGUUACCUCUGCAGACACAAGGGAAACUUAUACCCAGAACAAGAGGGAUCCGCACAGGACUGAGUGAUGCUCUUGAGAACUCAGAUGAGAUAAAGAACGUAGUGGAGGAGGAAAUUCAGGCAGAUUCUGACUAUGCAAAUACAACUGUCAAGGAAGACCUCAAUGCUGGAAUAAAUGGAGAUAUUGAACACCAUAAUGAUGUCAAUGAAAAGGUGGCAGAAGUAAAAGAUCUGGAUAAAAAUGACACCCACUCAGUAUCUUCGUAUGAUAGCAGUAGUGAAAGUGAGAACGAAGAGGUAGAAUACAAAGCUGAAAGUAGAGCUUCUGAACAUGUCAUACCAGAAGAGUCAGAAGAAGGUGUAGAAGACGUGAAGGAACUUGAACCAGUUGAGGAGUCUCAGAUGAGUGAAGACCAUACUGUAACUUUAACAGUUACAGAAAUAAAAGAAAAGACUGAAAUUAUAUCCCAAGAAAUUACAGUUGGUACUUUUGAAAGAAAAGAGAAAGUUGAAGAAGAGCAUGAAGUUCUCAAAGAGCAGCAAAACAAAAUUAAUGGCGAUGUUUCUCACAUCGACGCUGAUGCUUCUGCCCAAAUUAUUUAUUGUUCAGAGCCUCCUGUGGUGAAAACAGAGAUGGUCACCAUUUCUAAUGCCACACAAAGGACUGAAAUUUCAACAAAAGAAGUCCCAAUAGUUCAAACAGAGACAAAAACCAUUACCUUCGAAUCUGCUCAGCUGGAAGGUGGUGGAGACAGUGAGCCAGGGAUUUUACUGAGUGCUCAGACAAUCACAUCUGAUUCCGUUCUAACCACUACAACCACACACAUCACAAAGACUGGAAAAGGUGGGAUAUCUGAAACGAGAAUCGAAAAACGUAUUGUGAUCAGUGGAGAUGCAGACAUUGACCAUGAUGAGGCAUUAGCACAAGCCAUAAAGGAAGCCAAAGAGCAACACCCGGACAUGUCUAUAACUCGUGUGGUAGUGCACAAAGAAACUGAGGUUACUGAAGAAGGGGAAGACGAUUAAUCAGAUGAGUAAAGUUCAAGGUUACAGCAUGAAGGAAUUUCUACCACACAACUGUGUCCUGCUGCUAAUGUUACGAAAGUUGUAACCAGGAUCGGCAAGCAUGACGGGACACCUGAAGGUUAAGAUGCCAACGUUCAACCUCAGCUUAACACCUGACUUGCUCUUUUUCACUCCUUUUCUGCUUGUUUAAUUUUUAUAACCACUUCCUAACAUUCAUAGCUUUAUAGUAGAGUUUUGUUUGCACAACUACUUUCUAUUUUUGUAAUUCUUGGUUGUAUGUUUGUGAACAAUAUCCUUUUAAAAAGAGAAAAAAACAAACAGACCUCUCAUCCGAGGAUGCCGAAAUCUGUGUAACAAAUGUAGUUUUCCCACUUUUUUUUUUUUUUCUUCUUUUAAACUUUUGUCUUAAUGGAAGCCUCUUUGUGAGGCCAUUUCCAUAUUUACAGAAUAUUCAGGUGAAGUAUAUGUUUAGAGAACAGCAUUUUUUGUACACAUUUCUUACAGUUUCCUCUUUCACGUUCAUUGGUGUUUUUUCUACCAGCACUUGUGUUUUAAAGGUUUACU